AUGGGCCUAUUUAAAUCCCUCAGAGGCAAGAUUGAAGUUGGGACAGACAACCAAGGACAAGGACAAGAACGAGAAGAGUACUCAGUCUACUCAUCACCCUCUGGCCCACCACCAUCCCAUCGCAACCGAAACAGAGGAGCGGAAAACAAAGACCGUGACGACGACUUCACUCCACCAACAGGUCCACCGCCUUCGUACCGUGGUCAAGGUCAAGUCCACAAUAACGACGCCGAAGAAUACGUUCCUCCUACUGGACCCCCGCCGUCUCACAGUCGUAGAGCGGAAGACCAGUUCGUACCCCCAUCAGGCCCACCACCCUCCCACAACCGUCGCACGGAUGACGACUUCCUUCCCCCUCCAGGUCCCCCUCCUGCCUCUGGAUCAUCGAACGCGAAUCCCCCACCUUACCACGACUGGACCGUCAUCCCGGAUACCGCGCUACUCCCGCCCCCUCCUCCACUCCCCCAGGACUACUCCCCAACCAACAACGCGACGUACGACUCCGCCGCCCGGGCCCACGAAUGGUGCGCCCGCAACCCGGUAUACACGCCGUCGAACCCAUCUCAUGAGCUCCAAGUCCUCGUCAACGCCGGGCACAUCACGCUAGAAGCCCCGCCCGGCCCCUUGAAACGCCACGUGUCCACGUUCCGGCGGACCUCUCCCACGACGUGGCGCGUGGGCACGCAGAAGAACCAGCAGGACGCCAUCAUCUUGUCCUCCGUGCCUCUGUAUUUCGCAUGCGCGGAUAGCCCGCUGGUCACGGGCCGUUCCAAGACGACAUAUUUCCAAAUCCACAUCCAUCGGAUUCAGAAUGCCAACUCGGGCAUCGCGAUAGGGUACGCCGCGAGACCGUACCCGCCCUGGAGGUUGCCCGGGUGGCACCGCGCGAGCCUCGGCGUGCACGGCGACGAUGGACGACGGUUUGUCAAUGACCCGUGGGGAGGGCGCGAUUUCGUGGCGGCGUUCCGAGGAAACGAGACCAUCGGGAUCGGGAUGGAGUUUAAGGCGCAGGAAGUAGCUGGUCGGAGGGUGAAGACUAGGGUGUUCGUGACGAGGGAUGGGAGGGCCGAUGACCGGUGGGGUUGGGAAAUCGACGAGGAGAGGGACGAGCGAGACGAAGGCGUCGACGGCUUGAUGGGCGAGGGGGAUUUGUAUGCUGCUAUCGGAGUCUUCGGCGAAGUCGAGUUUGAGGUCACUUUCGGGGACAGCGUCAGGUAG
This is a messenger RNA of Cladophialophora yegresii CBS 114405, 1218 nucleotides long. RefSeq lists its product as uncharacterized. The record is from RefSeq and is a predicted model, not a curated record. The transcript has a single exon. Bases 1 to 1218 code for a protein of 405 amino acids. NCBI's taxonomy places the organism in Eukaryota, Fungi, Ascomycota, Eurotiomycetes, Chaetothyriales, Herpotrichiellaceae.